Molecule: messenger RNA, 4243 nt
Organism: Suricata suricatta (meerkat)
Lineage: Eukaryota; Metazoa; Chordata; Mammalia; Carnivora; Herpestidae
Gene: MCUR1
Product: mitochondrial calcium uniporter regulator 1
Exons: 12
Coding region: 1-1104 (367 amino acids)
Biological process (GO): calcium import into the mitochondrion; positive regulation of mitochondrial calcium ion concentration
Cellular component (GO): mitochondrion; mitochondrial inner membrane
Source: RefSeq, a predicted model, not a curated record
AUGGCUGCUACCAAAAAACUUGGAAAAGAACAGUUGGGGAAACGGAGCCGCAGAAGGAUUAGGGCGGCCUCGCCGGCGUCUCAGGACCGACUCCAAACGUCCUCAAGUUCGCUCCAAGAGGUGCCCCGUUUAAAACAGGCUUACUCUCAAAUGCGGAGGCCGCCUUUGAGGACCAACUGCCGCGAAAUAGCAUAUGGACUAGGACACGACCUAGUCCCAUCUGAAAGGAGCUUGCAGCGCAUUUCUCUGUGCUCUUUAGAGAAGGAAUGUGUCACUAUCAUCGCUACCUUCUCUGUGGGAGAAGAGAAACUUCUCUCUUUUCCCAUUCUGCCGAAACCCGCCCCAAUCCGGCUUCCGUCUGCCAUUCCGCAGGAAGGUGUUCCCGUCAAUCUCAUAAACGACUUUCAUGCUGGGGACGCCAAGCUAAGCCUCUCUGCUGGGAGCCUGCAGCUAGAGCACCAGAGAAAUGUGGAGCACAAAAGGAGGGAUUUCACCUCUUGUGGGAACAGGAAGCUCUACUUCGACACCCAUGCCUUAGUGUGCUUACUCGAAGAAAACGGGUUUACCACGCAGCAAGCCGAAAUCACCGUCUCUGCGUUGGUCAAGAUCACGGACGCCAACAUGGAUAUCGUCUACAAGGACAUGGUCACGAAGACGCAGCAGGAGAUCACUGUUCAGCAAAUAAUGUCUCAGAUUGCUAAUGUGAAAAAAGAUAUGAUUAUUUUGGAGAAGAGUGAAUUUUCAGCCCUCAGAGCAGAAAAUGAGAAAAUAAACCUCGAACUGCAUCGGUUAAAACAGCAAGUAAUGGAUGAAGUGGUCAAAGUCCGAACAGAUACCAAAUUAGAGUUCAAUCUAGAAAAGAGCAGAGUGAAGGAAUUGUAUUCGUUGAAUGAAAGGAAGCUGCUGGAAAUGCGGACGGAAAUGGUGGCGUUGCAUGCCCAGCAAGACCGGGCUGUCACCCAGACGGACAGGAAGAUCGACACUGAGGUCGCCGGCCUCAAAACCAUGCUGGAGUCGCACAAGCUGGACAACAUUAAAUAUUUAGCAGGCUCUGUGUUUACGUGCCUAACAGUAGCUCUGGGAUUUUAUCGCCUGUGGAUGUAAUAAAGUGUCUAUUUAAAGAAAUCCUUAUCAUUUCGCCUUAAGAAAACCAGAUUGCUGUCCUCCACCGCCCUCCAUUUCCAAAUUUUAAGCCUGGUUUUGACUUAACAAGUAUUAUUUAUUUUAUGCAGAGUGUGGACAUAUGACCCAGGAAGGAAGUCAAGAAUUUCAUAAUUGUUCCUUUCGUCUUUUCUGUCUCAUUGGCUGUGUAAUGCUGAGUGGUGGCGGACAACGCAGGGGAGACCCCGCUUGGCCGGACCCGCGAACGUGGUCUAACCUGUGGGACUUCCCAGCAGUAGACCUUUGCACCCCUCGCCACAACAUCACAUCUUUUGUCAGAGGAUUUGGGAGUCUCCACUUAAAACGCCCAACGUCUUCACUAAGUGCUAAAGAAUCACCGAAACUAAACCAAGAGCACCAGACCCUCGGUCCGUACCGUCAGCCAGUCCCCGCGCUGCGCUGCUGUGUCUCCAGCCCCGUUGGUCGGGGCGUUGAUGAUUCACCUCUACUGCCCACCCAAAGCAGAUGCUUCUCCCCUUCAUUUCCGUUGUCUCGGGUAUUGUCAUGGUUAUUCUUCAUGUGCCUUCCAGCCAGGAAAUCUUGUGGCCUCAUGACGCUUUGUGACUGUGCUGCGGACUCUGGCCCCGCAGAGCCCUCUCGCUCAGUCUCCGGAGGCGAGCCCCGUAGGAGACUCCGUCUGGGGCAGUGCCUGCCUAGGAAACGUCCUGAUUCCCCGCAUGGACGUCUGGCGACAGGGCCUCCUUCCUUCUGGUCCUCAUCGGCUUCGCAUACGAGAGAGUCACUCGGUUCUCCUUCUGCAGAAGUGUCUGGAUCUCUAGAUGGAGUAUGCCCUUCUUACUCAAGUCUUUGAUGAAUCUGCUCUAAAAUGAGAGAACUAUCAUGCCAGGUUAUCGUCCAGAUCUGGGUCGAUUCCUGUGGUUGUGAAAGACAUUCUUAUACCUACCAUACUUCUGUUUUUAAAACAAUGUCCUAGAGACGGACGGGGUCCUUUCAGAGAUGCACAUUCUCCUGUUCCCGGGAUGACCCGUGUUGGGGGAGGAUACGCGUUUUUAGAACGAGGACCUGGAGAGCAUGAUUCCUGUCUCCGCACACACGUGCGCUCACGAUACCGUGCAGUGGUGAAGCCACAGAGACCAGUGCUGACCCGGCCGGUAGAAUAAGUCACCCAUCGUCCUUGUCCCAGCCACACCGGCAGACAAGUUUCCUCUGUCCUUUGGAUGUCAUUUCUAAACUUGCGAAAGUGCAAAAUCUCUGUCCCUUUUUACAACAUACGUUUAGCACAGAGAUUCUGAAGUCCAAAUAAGUAUGAAAAUCAAGUACUCAGGCAUCGGUGGGAUCAGUUUCAACGUGAAUAUAACUUAAUCGUCUUCAGCUUGAUCCAGAAUGAUCUCAGCUGCUCCAUAAAAUACCGUAGCAACAUGUCCUUCCCCGUCAGGGAAGGAGCCCCGGAAAAUACUGCACCCUUAGCAAUUGCCGUAAUUAUUAAAGAUUUAAGUCAAUGACAUCCCAUAAGACCACAUUUGCAACUACUUAAUGUAGAUAGAACUUUGGUUACUAGGAGCCUGGAGCAAGGGUCCAGAGCGCAGACACUCCUCCCAAAUUACUAGAAUCCCCAAGAGGAAAAAGCACUGUUGGCGAUUCUGUUUCAAAACACUAACUUGUAUAGGUUAAACAGAAGCAAAGUGACCUUACUUCCUGAUAAAAUAAUUUUUUAAGUAACAUUCGUUGGGGUGACGCUCUGUCAUCUGCCAAAAGUACUCCAAAUGGCAACCCCACUGCUUUAUGGUGGGCCGCGUCCACCCCUUGAUCCAGGGCCUUGGGCUUUGCCCCUGGCUCCUUAGGUACCAAACAGCCUCCCCAACCCGCAGCCUUGGGAACCACGACCUCACCUUGUGGUGGCCCAGGUUACACGCGUCCCUGGGGGUUCCCAGGGUUUGGGACCGUGUUCUCUUUGUUUGGUCACAUGGAUUCUAUUUGGAAAGCCUAUGCGCCAGGAGGACAAGCAUGCCCUUCCCGCUGCUGGUGGACCCAGGCCUCUGCGAGCGGUGUGACUGCUCCCUGUACACCCCCACCCUGCUCAGAGAGUUCAGAUCACUUGGGAAUUUAGGCCUCCGCCUAAUUUCAGAAGGGGGACGAUGCCCGGCAUGACUUGCGGAGAGCCCAUGGUCUGGGACCUGGAGAAUGACCCAGAGCUUGGGGCUGCGAACGGCCGUGCAGGUACGGGCGCCUGAGAUUCACCUGCCCAGAGCAGAGCAUCGAAUGGACAGGGUCCGUUUCCUUCCUCGAGGGCACCUCCACGUUCCUGCUGGCUUCUCUCACCAGGGCCUAAACUCCAGAUCGACUCCUUUCCUGCUCCGUUAAUAAGCAAAGCCUAUCUGUCUAUACAGUUCUUUCCAGGAAACAGGAUUUUGAUUUCGGGGCUGUCCUUGCUCCUUCAGUCCGUUUUCCAGCUUCAUCUCUAACAGAACCAAAUCCCAGUGUAUUCACUUUUUCCCUGAAGUAUGCCAAGUCCCUCGGUGGAGAAGUCAAGUUCAAGAAGAAAGGGUUGACUCAAACCAGACCUCUUGCUGGAAUUUAUCUCGGAACACUCUAAAAAUAAACCCCUUGAGCCACAGCGAACCGUGUCCCUGCCUGGGUUGUCCCCGGCUCUGCUCGUGCCCUUCCCUUUGUAGCUGCACUUGCCCUCGGUCAAGAGCUUCACCCCUGUGUCCCCGCCUCCCCUAUCCCUGCCUCAGCUCUGCGUUAACCAUGUCGGCACUGGCCCGGCAUCCUCUCCCCCUCACUGUGCUCUGUUCACACUGCCGCCGUCCUUUCUGAACAAACAGAACUCCUGUCUAGGAAAUCUCAGCUUACAUACAUUUACCGGAUUUGUGGCUUUUCUGACGCUGAAGCAAAAACAUGUUAAGCAGAAACGAUUGUAUUAUCUUGUGUUUAGCCUUUGUUUGGACUUUUAUUUUGAAAAUACUUGUCCUGCCACAGAUUUACACUCACGUUCCUUUGAUUAUAACCCAAAUCAUUUGUUAACCUUUUCAUCACCUAAGGGAACGUUCCAUUACAUUUUAUUGUAGAGUGGGUAUAAUAUUUUUAUUGUCUAAAAUAAAACGUGAUUGUUUUUAUGUGA